This is a messenger RNA of Babesia bigemina, 4028 nucleotides long. RefSeq lists its product as hypothetical. The transcript has a single exon. NCBI's taxonomy places the organism in Eukaryota, Apicomplexa, Aconoidasida, Piroplasmida, Babesiidae. The annotation marks the transcript as partial. The record is from RefSeq and is a predicted model, not a curated record.
AUGGGAUUUUUGAGUGGUGUGCUUGAGGCGGUGAAAAACACUCAGACAUACAAUGUGGGUAGAAAAACAUUACAAAACUUGGUAAGUGAUGAAAUUAACAAACAUCUUUGCUCAGGGCACGAUGGUUUCACUAAGCUUCUUCCCCGUCUGACUAAAGGGAUCGAGAAAUACAACAUAGAAGUGAGAGAGUCCAAUGAGAAAGUCAAGAAGCCCAUUGAAGACUUGUUAAGUAAGGUGGGUGAUACAUUUACACGAAAGGUACAAAAUAUAUUGCCGCAGGAAAAUGAGGGUGAAGUUCCCGAGAAAGUGCAGGCGGCGGAGAAGCAAGUAAACGAAAUGUUGGACAGCGAGAUAAAUUUCUUCGCCAAAACGUUCAAUAAGACUUUCGAAUUUAGAGAUAAUAAAUUAGAUAAACUAGAUGUGAAAACUGCUGUACGCUACAUGAAUUCUGCCUUAGAACCCAGAUUGACCAGUGCGUUGAAGGCCGUGAACUAUGAGAUUAAGCGUCUCCAGAAGCUGUCGGCGAUGGACAGACAAGCGCUGGAUGAGACAAAAAAGCAAAUUAGUGCUGCAUUAGGUAAGUUGAAAAUUGAUGUAGAUUGCAAAAUUGAGGAGCAUGUUAAGGUAUUUGUUGUCAAGGUUAGGCAGAGAGUUGAGAGCAUAUUUGCAGAUCUCAAGGACAUUGAUAAAAAACUGAGACAGUAUGUUCUGGAUGUAGCAGAGUGGAUUGCGAAGACAAAAGAAUUUAUUGAGGGAUUAAGGAAAAACGAGGUGAAGAAAAUCUUGAAUGAAGCCGGCGGCGAUUUUACCAGCAGGAAGCAUAAUAUUGAGGAUGAGAGGAAAAAGUUGUUGGCCUGGAAAGAUAAGUUAGAGACAUAUAUACCUCAACUUAAGGAAUUUACUGAACAGGUUGAUGUAAAGAUUAAGGCACUUGCUGGGGAAUUCAAGGAUAUCAGCAGAGAAGCAGAUAAGAAUGUUAAGGGCAUUUUUGAAGACAUGCAAAAGAAAGUCGUAAGCAUUAAAAGUGGCGUUUUGGGAGACAGGGAAGGUGCAGGUAUAAAUGGAUAUUGGGAGACAUUGAAACCGCAGAUACCGGAGCUCGUUGAAAAAGUUAUUGGUAAAGAAGAUGGUGCACUGGGAGGUUCGACGAAUGGCCUCCUCGAUGAAAUUGAUGACGGAAUCGGGAAAUAUUCUGGGAAAUUUAAAGAUGAGUUUGAAACUGCGAUAGAUAAGAUGGUCACCGAAAUUGUGAAUGAAAAGACGGUAGGCAUGUAUCUAACUCAGUACGCAAGUGCUGACGCAUCUAGUGUAAAGCCAACGAUCAUCAAACAAUUGCAAGACGUGGUAAAAUCGGCUGUCUCAACCGCUACAGAAAAGCUGCAAAAUGCUACGGCGGAAAAUAUUGCCGAUAGGUUUCAAGCGUUUGCCAGUAGUAUUGAAGAAGUACUCAAGCAUACUAAGGUUUCAGAGGCCGCUCAACAAAUUACUGCUGAAGUGAACAAAACGCAUACACAUCGCCGCUCACCUUAUGAUCAGAACCUACAAAGAGUGGUUAGCAUCGUACUCACAGCGGUACAAUUGGCUGUGAAAGGUGCAGCCGAUUCACUUUCAAAAUUUACCACUAGUUCCAACAUCAAAAAAGUGAAUGAAGCUAUACCUGAAGUGCGCUCCAUAAAAACGCAAUUCGAUGCAGCUCAAGCUGGUGUGGAUAUGCUUAUGGGAAGUCUAAAGAAACAAAUCACCAAUCUUGAUACUUAUCUCACCGCGGCGACUGGCAGAACCAGUGGCGGUGGACAGAAUCACGCCCACAACUUGGACAGUGCCAUCGAGAAAGUAAGAGACACCGCUUCCGAACUGGCCGCCAACACAAUACCAGUCAAGCUGAAUGAUAUUGCUCAGCAAAUAGAAGCACACCUAAAUGUUCUUACUCACGAAAUAACGGAGGCCGCCAACGUUCUGAACUAUAAAUUAGAAACGCUUAUAGAUACGAAAAUCGGUAAACCAAAAAUUAACAAGUCAGCUGACGCAGAAACGCUGCAGUCCAUCUAUGAUAACCUUGACAAGCUGCAAGGUCCUGUAGCUAAGGCGUUUAAAGAAGCUCAACAAUUACUGACAUUUGUCCAAGCAGCAGAGUCGCAAUUACCCGAAGUUCUCAAAAGAGAAAUGCACCAGGACAUCAAGAAAGUCGAAGACAAAUUAAUGACCCUCGCUGGAAAACAAUAUGUCUCCUCGGUCAAGGAGUUGCUGACGGCGUUCGCGGGCAAGGUAAAAACGGAGUUGGAUCAAAUGCCUGGAAAAAUCGAAGAUGACUUGAAUAUGGGUUUCAAAGGUUUCAUGAACAAAUUAGGUAUCAAGUUUGUUAGCAAUGUGAACGCUAUUACUACAAUUCAAACGACGUCCUCUGCUCUACCAUCUCCACUAAAUCAAGCCUCCCUAGAACUCAAAAACGCUUUUGAUGCAUUUGUCCACGCGCUUUUAGAGCAAAUAGAUUUCAAGUCUGACAUUAAGAAAAUCAAGCCCGUGCACGACGCCUUGGACAACUUGCUUAGUGGCCUUGUAACUUCGCAGUGCUACGACCAUACAUUUAGCGAUAAUUUGAACGCGUUUAGACAUGCUUUCGAAGGAUUCAACCCAUCCAAAUUCGGUGAGCCUACGACUGUGCUCACUCAGGCACUCAAAGAGGGACUCAAGGGGCUGACCAAAGAGCUAGGUAAAGCCUAUGUUAAUCGGUACUCCGGACUGACGUACGACGAGACCGACGCAGCAAAAUAUGCCAAAGCGUUCUUGACGCUCCUUUGCAUCGUACACGAGGAUCUCGAUACAUUUAGUAAGCAGUGUAAGAGCAACGGCGCUUGGUAUGACAAGCAAUGCUGUGCGAUUGAGAAUCGCCAAAGCAAUACAUUUGGGCAGUUCAUGGAGCGGUGUGGAUUUGACGUUGCCAGCAGUGCGACUUCGAAGGACGGUGAAUUAAGGCAUCCGUCCGUCAGCUUUACCGGUAAACACAUCUACCAGAAAGUACUUGAGCAGCAAUUCACCGACGCCGAGCGGAUUAAACAUCUCCAAAGUUGUGAGUCAAAUGAACACAAGAAACGUAAUAACUUCGAUCUGCUUGAUAUUACUCAGUGUCUGUUCCACCAUGCAGAGAAGUACAACGAGCUGUGUCACAUACCCACUGCGUCAUCAACCAAAGUACCAAGCAGCAUAUACGAUAUGCUCAUAUGGUUUUGUAGUCUACCUUACAGUGCCGUCUAUCCAACGCUGCUACGUGACACCAUAAGUGAUCUUCUUACUGACAAAUCUAAGCAAAAGCCACAGGCGCACGAGGGUCUUGAGUUCACAGUCAUAGAUCCGGCGUCGCAAUCCCUAGCAGCCUACCCAAACAACAUACCAUACAGUGAAGUGGUCUCCGCACUCGAACAUCUUUGUUCCAAAUCCCACGAUGUUCUCACCUGCAUCGUAGGCUACGGCGACGCAUACACCACCUACGGCAGCGACUAUUGCAAUAAUUCAUUUGGAUUUAAGUAUCCCUCUUCAGGGGAGGAUUGUUUGCAGAUGAUCACUGAUCUCCUUCGUCGGCUUCUCCAUUGCCUUCGGUAUCUGCAUAAACAGUGCGGCGUAACAGCCAAGCUCAACGGUUGGUCCGACUGCAGAUUCGGCAAGAACGUUAAGUCAGCCAAAUGGGAGUGCAAAGAUCACUCAACCGACAAACCUAAUUGCCAAGCAAACGACAAGGCAACGUGCCAACCAACUUGCCAAGCAAAAUCGCCGCUUCAGUCCUACCUAACCGAUUGCUUAUAUGGUCACUUGCCUCAUCAACUCACCAGUGUUGGAUGUAAAUCAACAUGCAAGUCGUGUCCUGGUAGCUCUCCCGGGAUGCCGUGUUUAACGCCACUUGGGUUCAGCGCUUUUUCCGGCUCCACUCGCAAGGGUACGGAUAUAUGCGAGGUGCUCGAUGCAUUCUUCUCUAACGAUUAUUUGUCAUCGCUGUUCACGCUAGCUCCGCGACCGCCGGCAACGCUACCGGAGCA